Molecule: messenger RNA, 8512 nt
Organism: Sebastes umbrosus (honeycomb rockfish)
Lineage: Eukaryota; Metazoa; Chordata; Actinopteri; Perciformes; Sebastidae
Gene: pcdh11
Product: protocadherin 11
Exons: 7
Coding region: 818-4621 (1267 amino acids)
Biological process (GO): homophilic cell-cell adhesion
Cellular component (GO): plasma membrane
Molecular function (GO): calcium ion binding
Source: RefSeq, a predicted model, not a curated record
GAGGGAGAGAGGUGGGCAGCAUUGAAGGAACUGAGUUCAUACAAUACUACUGAGACAUCUACAGCUUAGCAGACAGAUACGGUGAACCGCCUAUCCAUCCCGGCUCCUGUAAGUGAUGCUGCACUGAGGCACACUUUGAUCCAACUCCAUUGGGGGGCGAUGCGCUCUCUUCUUCUGCAUCCCUCCUUUCAACAAGAGUGUUUUUUGGGGGAGCGCGCACAAAUCUCGAAUCAGUUCCAAAAAACAAGUGGUUAUAAAAUAAAUUAGGUUUAAGCUUUUUUUUUUUUCUCCAUCCUUUUUUUUUUGCGCUCUUGGAUUGAAGUUUUACGCGCGAGGUCAAGACGCCUUUAACGUGCAAGUUAGGUGCCAGGUACAAAAAGUAGGAAUUUUCAAGGCUAUAUAUAGGCUAUAGGGAUAUACAAAGUUAAUGUAGAACAAGCUUGGAUCAAUGCGUAUCUCCUGGCCGUGGGAUUUUGCGAAAGAGGAAUUACAGCGUCCUUUUCCAAUCAAAGUUGAUAUCGCUUGUGCAUGGUUUCUUUUUUCUCCUGCCUGCACAUGAGGACCACAGUUUUUCCUUUAGCGCAUGGAUAAGUUUUUGUAGUGGAUAACAUUUUUUUUUCUACUUGCAUCCUGAUGAGGAUCCUUCCCCCCCAACCACACACACACUUCAGUUUAAUUCAUGGCACUUCUUCUUCUUAUUUUUUGUAAAUCAGUGAUGUCUCCACGCGACGGUACUCACGGUUGAUUCUUCAUCCUAUUCGAGCAGGAAAAAAAAGAAUUGCUGUUGUAGAAGUGAAGCUCCCAUCCACUCUCGAGUAUGGACUUAGCAAGUCAGGCUCAUGCGCUGGUGGUCUUGCUCGCCUGCGUGCUCUUGCUAUGCCGGGCCCAGGAGAGGGACUACACGGUGAAGGAGGAGCAGCCGGAGAACGUCCGCAUCGGGAACCUGCGCAAGGACCUGGACCUCAACCUGGACCCCAGCAUCAGGUUAUCCUCACCGCUGCAGUUCAAGCCUGUGUACAAGACAGGCGACGUGCCUUUGGUGAGGGUGGAGGCCAACACGGGGGAGAUCUUUACCACCAAUCAUAGGAUCGACCGGGAGAAGCUGUGCUCGGGGGUCUUCGCCGAGAAACGCUGCUACUACGAGAUCGAGGUGGCCGUGCUGCCGGAUGAGAUCUUCCGAUUGGUCAAGAUCCGCUUCCUGAUCGAGGAUGUAAAUGACAACGCGCCGCUUUUCCAGUCCACUGUAAUAAACAUCUCCAUCCCAGAGAACACAGCCAUCAACACCCGAUACCCAGUGCCCUCAGCGUUUGACCCCGAUGUAGGAAUCAAUGGGAUUCAACACUAUGAACUGGUCAAGAGUGUCAGCGAGUUCGGCUUAGACAUCAUCGAGACUCCUGAAGGGGACAAGUGGCCGCAGCUUAUCGUCCAGCAGAACCUGGAUCGCGAGCAGAAGGACACCUUUGUCAUGAAGAUAAAGGUCGAGGAUGGCGGCAACCCUCCCAAGUCCAGCACCGCCAUCCUCCAGGUCACCAUCUCCGACGUCAACGACAAUCGCCCCGUUUUCAAGGACAGCGAGCUGGAGGUCACGGUGCCGGAGAACGCCCCAAUGGGGACGUCGGUCGCCCAGCUCCACGCCUCGGACGCAGACCUGGGCUCCAACGCGCAGAUCCACUUCGCCUUCAGCAACCAGAUCUCUGCCUCAACCAAACGUCACUUUGCCAUCGACAGCUCCACGGGGUUGAUCACUGUGAAGCAGCCACUGGACAGGGAGGUGACUCCUGUUCACAAACUCAUCGUCCUCGCCAGCGACGGCAGCUCCACCCCAUCCAGAGCCACAGUGAUUGUUAAUGUAACAGACGUUAAUGACAAUGUUCCCUCCAUAGACACUCGCUACAUUAUCAACCUGGUUAAUGGGACUGUUCUGCUGUCUGAGAACGCGCCUCUCAACACCAAAAUAGCCCUCAUCACUGUUACUGACAAGGAUGCAGAUCUUUAUGGCAAAGUAGCUUGCUACACUGACCAUGAUGUUCCUUUUCGGUUGAAGCCUGUCUUUAAUGACCAAUUCUUACUGGAGACAGCUGCCCCCCUAGAUUAUGAGACGACUCGAGAAUAUGCAAUUAAGAUAGUGGCCUCGGAUAGGGGGACUCCUCCUUUGAACACUUCAGCUAUGGUUUUAAUUAAAAUCAAGGAUGAGAACGACAAUGCGCCCAUCUUCCCCCAGCCGGAAAUCCAACUUUCCAUACCGGAGAACAAUGACCCCUCUACACAGUUAAUAAAAAUCAGCGCCACUGACGCAGACAGCGGACAUAAUGCUGAGAUUAUUUAUACUCUUGGCCCUGAUGCGCCUGACGGGUUUAACAUAGACAGACGGUCAGGAAUUCUCUCCGUUGGCAAACGGCUGGACAGAGAGAAGCAGGAGAGGUACUCAUUCACUGUCAUAGCGAGGGACAAUGGCUCCGCGUCCCUGCAGAGCAAUGUCACCGUCAGGCUAAUCGUCCAGGACCUUAAUGACAACAGCCCGGCUUUCACACACCCUGAGUACAACUUCUACGUGCCUGAGAACCUGCCUCUUUAUGGAACCGUGGGCUUAAUCACAGUGACGGACGCAGAUGCAGGAGAUAACGCGAUUAUAACCCUGUCCGUUUUGAACGGGAAAGAUAAUUUCAUCAUCGACCCUCAAACUGGCGUGAUCAAACCCAACAUCACCUUUGAUAGGGAGCAGCAAAGCUCCUACACAUUUAUGGUCAAAGCAGUAGACGGAGGGCAACCUCCAAGCUCCUCCUACGCCAAGGUCACCAUCAAUGUGGUCGAUGUGAACGACAAUCGCCCCGUGUUCGUCAUCCCGUCCUCCAAUUACUCAUAUGACCUGGUGCGAACCACCACCACCCCUGGCGCUGUGGUCACCAGAGUGUUUGCCAUUGACAAUGACACAGGUAUGAAUGCCGAGCUGCAGUACAGCAUCAUCAGCAGCAUCAUCAUCACAUCUAGGGUCUCCCCUCGAGGUCUCUUCGCCAUCGACAGAACAACGGGUAACAUAACACUGCAGGAGAAAAUAGUGGCGGCUGAUCUGGGGCUGCAUAGGCUGGUAGUCAAGGUCAAAGAUCUAGGUCAGCCGGAGUCAUUACACGCCAUCGCACUUAUUCACUUGUUCGUCAACGACACUGUGUCAAAUGCUACCUUUAUCCAAGAGCAGCUGCGAAAAAGCAUGGAGACACCCUUGGAUCGUAACAUAGGGGACAGCGAGGUAACACCUCAAGCCAACGGAUACGUGAUUGUUGUCAUAGCAAUCAUAGCAGGGACCAUGACUGUCAUCUUGGUGAUAUUCGUGACCGCCUUGGUGCGUUGCAGACAGACGCCCCGGCACAAAGUGGUGCAGAAGGGCAAGCAGAGCGGCGAGUGGGUGUCGCCCAACCAAGACAACCGUCAGAUCAAGAAGAAGAAGAAGAGGAAGAAGCGAUCCCCCAAGAGCCUCCUCUUGAACUUUGUGACCAUAGAUGAAUCCAAGCCUGACGACCCCACGCAUGAGCACGUUAAUGGCACACUGGAUCUCCCCGUGGAGCUAGAGGAGCAAACCAUGGGGAAGUACAACUGGGCCACCACGCCCACCACCUUCAAACCCGACAGCCCAGAUUUAGCCAAGCAUUACAAGUCGGCGUCCCCUCAGCCUACAUUUCAAAUCAAACCGGAGACUCCAGUGGCCCCAAAGAAACACCACGUGAUCCAGGAGCUCCCCUUGGACAACACGUUCGUGGUGGGCUGCGACUCACUCUCCAAGUGCUCAUCGACUAGCUCCGACCCGUACAGUGUCUCAGAGUGCAGCUGUCAGGGGGGAUUCAAGACUACGGGGCAAAUCACCACCCGACAGAACCUGAGCCAGACACCGGAGAAGUCUUUCAACUCACCGCCCCCCAUUUGUCCUCAUAAGGAGGCCUGUCAACUUGGCAAGAUAAUCUCUGUGAAUACGCAGCGCCGCGUGACGUUCCAUCUCCCAGACGGUUCCCAGGAGAGCUGCAGUGACAGCGGGCUGGGAGACCCGGAGCCUAGCAGCACGGCCAGCACCACCCAGCCUCUUCCCCUCAGCUUCCCCCAGGAGGAGUACUACGAGCAAACAUCACCCAACAGCCGCACCGAGGGAGAUGGAAACUCAGACCCGGAAUCCACCAUCGAGGUGAACCUACAGAAAGCCUUGGCUGAGGCCUCUGAGACCUGUACCCAGGAGUGUCUGAUACUGGGCCACUCCGACAGCUGCUGGAUGCCCCCAGCCCUGGCCCAGUUCCAGGGUCCUGGCAGCAACAGCCCCACCUCCACCCCCAUCACCACCGCCAUCACCGGCUCAAUGCCCUCUUUUGGCUUCCAGCAGAGCUGCGCCCGGGGAGCCAAAGCUAACAUGGUCAGCAUGGGGGUCAUGGAUGGUCGCCAUACCCUGGGCCGGUCCGUGCCCAAAAGAGACGACCUGGACAAAGGGAUCAACCGGCCGCAGUUCUACAACACCCUGGAUAGACACUGCAGUAAGAAGGAGGACCCCAUCAAGGUCAUCCCCCUGGCGAGCUUCUCCUCCCCCGGGCAGCAGACGUCCACCGGAGGGGGCAGCGGCUCUUUCUUACACGAGCACCAGUUGUAAGAGUGAAAGACAGAUCCUCAUCCGCCCUGACAUACAUGUGACUCAACCCAUAGACGGCUUGUUGUCAGUGACUUUAUGAUCGGUGUGUAUGCGUGGAGGUAUGCAUCAUUUGAAUAUAACUUUGACCAGCUCCAGCUCCGUUUGACUAAUGAAGACAUCUGAGAACGGAUUCCAUCGUGAUGAUGAUGUUGUUCAGACAAAAUCACAUGGGAUCAGUCUGACAGCUAAAGCGUUCGCGAAAGGAAAUGGAAGUCUUAACAUAGCGGGCCCGUGUAUAAUAAAUAAAGGUAGUUCUAUACCAAAGUAGAUCAAUCACAGAAAGAAAAAAAAACAAUUUUGCUUUCAGUUUGGUGAUGUUUGCUUAGUGAUAAGAAAGGGCGAUGUACGCUUUAAGCCCCUUUGGUCCCAGCUUAGUGGAAUUGUGUCCUAAAAAGACCAUUUCUUUCUUUGCAAAUACUUUGUGUUGCGCGAGCUAAAUCAGGCUAAAUGUUAAUUAUGAGCCGUUUCUGUUCAAGUUCUAGUGAAGUAUUGCUCUGUAUAACACGCAGCACAAACUCCUUUGGUGGUGGAAGAUGUUUCUUUUGUCUCGCCUGAACGUGUUUCAGAAGUCUAUUUUGGUCAGGGGACUGCAGAAGGAUAAAAAAAAAAAAAAAAAAGUCUACAAAGCAUAACUAGGCCAAUGGUAGACAACACCGGUAAUCUUUUUGCAUUCUACAUUUUCACCGUGGACCAGCACACAAAAUAUAACACACAUACACACACAAGAUGUUUUCCAUACGGUGGUUGCUCCAUCUCUGCCAACUCUAUUAAGAAAACAUUCACUCCUUGCAUUAUCUCGGCAGCUUAGCCUUGAAAGGCGCCGACAGAGGUGCUUUCGUACCCUUUAUUUCCUUCCCUUUGUUUCUAUUUCUCACAUUUUGCUGCUCAGAAACACACAGUAACAACAGCCAUGGAGCCAAUUAUGAAAUCCUCGGUCUAAUUACUUUGAUGUGUGAUCUCAGUGGCGACCCUCGUUGUGGUUAGGAAUGGCUCUCUUGGCUAGCCAGAAACACGCUCUGCAUGUGCGGAGGCAAUGAAAAGGUGACAAGCUCUGAAAUAACAGCUUUGAAUUUGCUCCUUUUCUUCCCAUCGUAUCAUUAAUAACACCUUUUGUUCUUGCUAUUAAUUACUAUUGUGUGUUUUUAUACAACUCAGUUUGAAUGCAAAUUUUCUAUUAUCAGUUUUUACUAUGUGUCGACACUGGAAUAAUAGACCAGGGUGCAAGAAUUUCUGCAGAGCCCCGAGUCAAACUAAAUUAUUGAUGUUAAUGUUAUUUUCGCAGUUAUCAUACGGAUAGGCAUUGGCACUAUUUGAAAGGACCUCCCUGCGGGCUGCCCCCUCGCCACGGUUUCAUCAUACAUGCACUGCAUCACUGCCUGUGUGUGUAAACUGUACUGAUGAUGAUAACUGCUUGAGACUAACUUGCUGCUCUAACAGAUUGGGUGCAGUAUAAUCUAUUGCUACAGCAAUAAGUGACUUUGCUGAUAUCCAUUUUUCUCUGCAGUAACACCCAAGCCAGGUGUCUACAUCAUCAGGUAUAUGAUUCAUGCGAUUCAUUUUCUCGUACCAUCUUGCAAAUUGGGAACAGGCCUAAAUCUAUAAUGCAAUGUGGCGUCCUCGAGGGAAGGCGCGAGGCAAAUUGUGUUUGCAUGCUCUUAGCCACCACGCCUAUUCUCUCUGAUACUUGGGGGUCAGGACUCUUAUCAUUAUAAAGAGGAUUUAUCUGAGAGUCAGUGAAAUGAUCACUUAAAGGAGCGGGUUGUCAAGGACACAGAAGAGGAGCAAUUCAAUUUCACCUUCAGUCAAUUAGGAAAAUGAAUUCAAUUCAAAACAAGCAACUUAAAUAAAUCCUCCUAUAAACAUCCCUCGGUGAAAAUGUCCCAGGUUGGGAAUCCAAUUUCAGCUCAUUUACUGAUGCUUUUUUGAUACACUUUUUCAUCUCAUUUCAUUGUUAUAGCACAGACAGAUGUAUAAACAAUACAUAUUUAAUCAAACGGAGCACAUAUCAAAGGGAGCAUACAUCCUGAUGUCACGGAAAAAUUGGAUUUUAUCACUCUGACAAAUGCAAAUCCAACACUUGUUUUUUUAUCCAAAUGUUGCCUCAAAAAAAACAACAAAAAAGUCUUUUCAGUCUCUGUUUACAAUUAUGUGAAUAAGUAGGGCAAAGAAAUUCCUGGUUGGAUCUUUUUCAUACAAAAAUAUAUCUGGAAAAAUAACAAUUGGGUUUUAAAGAAACUUUCAAGUACAGACAUUAUCUGCUGCUGGAGUGUUAAAAAUAAAUAUGACACAGGGGUUUGUUUCCUCCCUCAGAAUAUCCAUGAAAUAUAUACGGGACAAUACACUGUCACACUGUAAUAAAUAAAAUGUGAUUGUUUGAAAUAAUUGAUCCAAUCACAUGUGUACAUUAAGCACAAUAUUACCUGUGACAUCUGUAACCCUCACUGUGUUUUAACAUACAUAACUCCCGUGUAAUGUUAAUGUCGCAGCAGCUACAUUAAUUGAACGACGACUUCUAGAGGGAAUAGUAUAAUAACUGCAUGAAUGUACAUCUGUAGGAUGUUGCUUUUGAUACCUACAUGACUUUUUUUGUCUACUGCAGUCCUGUUUUGUUUUACUAUUUGCCCUUCUAGAGGUAAGACUAGUGGUGUGGUGUUUAUUUAUUUCUCAAACAAAAGAGCAUACCAUAUGAAUGUGUAUUUUUAAUUUUUAUUUUUUUUAUUUUUUGGGGUUGGGGGAUGAGGCUCCCCUGAGUAAGUAGUGUCACUCUGUGUCAAAGGUCUUCAUCAUUCACAAAACACACAGUGAAAUAAACAAAACGUGGAGGGUGUUUGCAUGAUUCUGCUCUCACUGUUAUUUUCCUAUUUUUCUAAUUCCCUCUGCCCUAAAGGUAAACAUAGUAUACAUAAAACUGAGCAUCGCUUUUUUUUAUUUUCAGAAUUUUUCUAUUCCAAAUGUGCAUCAUGAUUACCAAACUUGUCAUAAUUUGCAUGAACUGUUUGGACCUCCACAAGGCGUUUUUUAACACUUGACUAUGUAGUUCAUGCAUCCAUCGUUAGAUUCAGUGUCAGUAUUUGGUGUUUACUGCUCUACCUGUUUGUCUGUCUUAUGGAACAAAAACAAAUGUUAACACGGUGUACACAUUCAAAACUUUGUGAAGUAUGCGUACCACUUAUGCCUCUACGUACACACAAAUAUCUAUACUGUCAGGAUUUUAAACUGUACAUAGCAGUACCCCUAAGAACUAGUAAUAAUAGUUACAACCUGGAAAGACACAUACAGUAAAGACUACAGGCUGAAUACUGGAAUUUGGUAUGUUGAUAAAAAGGAAAAAGGGAAAACAUAAGAAGUGAUGAGAUGACAAUCUCCUCUUGUAAUGUAAAUGGCUACAUAUGCAUAAUAUUGAUGAGCGUGUGUUUGAAUGUGUUUAUAGGUGAUCUUGUGUGUGUGUGUGUGUGUGUGUGUGUGUGAGGGAGAGAGUCUCCUUGCAUGUAUGAGCGUGUGUGCGUGUGUGUGUGUGUGUGCACAUAUGUGUGUACUGGCAUGCACCUUGCCAGAAUAUUUUAUGUACAUAAAUGUAUCUUGUACAAAAACUAUAUCAAAAUAUGAUAUAAGACUUAAGUAUAUGCUUGUAAAUUAGUCAUCAGUUUGUCCGGUGGAGUUUUGCUUUGAGAGAAGGCUUCAAUGCUUGCCAGCGAAUCUGUAUUGGUCAGUUAAAGCUAUACAGUCCGUGUUGUCAUGCCUUUGUAAGAUAUCCCAUUUAAAUCUAUGAAAAAAAUGACCUUCCAUAUGGUGAAAUGAUUUUUCUUGUCAUUGAAUUUUACUUGAGCCAUUAAAUAUUGAGUCCUCAAAGUA